CGAUGAUGUCACUUCAGGGGCUGUCGGAUUUUUUUCACUCACUCUCUUUCUGUCUCGCUGGCCAUGUGUGCGGACUGGCGUCCGUCAUCAGCGGGCAAGCAGAGGCGAAGAGGAGGGGAGGAAAAGUGUGUUUACACAGACGGCAGAGCGCCUGGGGAAUCGUCGGCGAGAGGAAGUGAGCCGCCGGCUCUGCGUCUGCUUGCUCCGACUUCCUGCUCGCGGAAAGAAAAAGUCCAGGAUCCGAUUUCAGUCCGAGCACAAGCCGUGGAGCUUGCAAGCAUGGAAAAACAAGCGAUUUCUCCGGCGGCGGCGCGCUAAAGUUCAUCGGCGGCGAAGAAAGGCCACGGAAGUGAUCGCAGCUAUGGACAGCGCCAUCACUCUGUGGCAGUUCCUGCUGCAGCUGCUGCUGGACCAGAGCCACAAACAUUUGAUCUGCUGGACGUCCACUGACGGAGAGUUCAAACUGCUCAAGUCGGAGGAGGUGGCCAAGCUGUGGGGGCUACGUAAGAACAAGACCAACAUGAACUAUGACAAACUCAGCCGAGCCCUGCGAUACUACUAUGAUAAGAACAUCAUCAAGAAGGUGAUCGGCCAGAAGUUUGUCUACAAGUUCGUCUCCUUCCCUGAGAUCCUCAAGAUGGAUCCACAGAUGGUGGAGAUGGGCUUGGCAUCCGGAAGGUUCCCCCUCCAGGACGGUGAGCUCUCUGAGCUGGAAGUGGACGAGGAGGAGACAGAGGAGGGAGACGAAGAGGCCGAGGAGGCCCAGCGGAGGACGCGGGUGGCCGCGUUGGGGGCUCAGCAGAGCCGCAACGACUACCUCCGCUCGGGCCUGUACUCAUCCUUCAGCAUCGCCUCCCUCCAGAACCAGCCCGAGCUGCUGCGGGUGCUGCGGGAGGAGCCACGUUCCGUCAUACGCUUUGGCGCCAACGACGUCAAAGCUGAGGCUUACGUCUCCCCCGGGACGCCCAAAAGGCAUCCCCGCUUCCCCCUCCAGCAGGUGGGCCGAAGCGGUAGCAACGACAACGGAGACGAGGACAAGGACCAGGAAGGGGACUUCUCGGAGCAGAGUGCCCAGCCCCUCAACUUGUCGUCCGCGCACAGGGAGCGAGCCCUGCAGCCCCCUCCUGAAAAUAGGAGCGUCGGCGGAGGCAGCAGAAGCUCUGCCUCCUCUUCCUCAAGUAGUAUUUGUAGUCGAGGAGACGGAAUCCCGACCAAAAGCAAAAAGCCCAAAGCUCUGGACAUUUCAGCCCCCUCCCUCCUGCUAGCGGGUAGCGACAUCGGCUCCAUCGCACUCAACAGUCCGGCGCUGCCUUCCGGAUCGCUGACUCCCGCUUUCUUCACGGCACAGACACACUCCGGUCUGCUUCUGGCUCACAGUCCACUCUUGUCUGGCAUCCACUUCUGGAGUAGCCUCAGCCCCGUGGCCCCGCUCAGCCCCGCCCGACGGCAGGGCCACGGCUCCUUGUUCCAGUUCCCCAGCCUAAUCAAUGGACACAUGCCGAUUCCACUGCCAAGCCUGGAAGGAACACCCUCCUCGUCCUCCUCGCCCUCAGCUACCCACAAAUCCUGAUCCCGAGUCUCCCUGCUCACCCUUGAGAGGAAUGUUGCCCCUUUUUCAUCCUGGUUAACAUCCUCUUGAGACUGUUCUGUGACCUCAUUCGUGUUUUGUCUUGGGGGGUUUUUUUUGCACUUGGGUUGCUUGAGGUUGCAGUGGUGAAAGCACUCUGUUUAAAAAAGCCAUAUCGCUAGUUACUAGCGAGAUGCUCCUUCAUAACCUCUCUUCUUUUAUCAAUGUAACAUAUGCACUAUGCUACUCAGAUGCCGGCUGUGCCUUAAUUGUGUCAUCGCCUCCCCUUUCUAAAAUCCCAACUCCCCCUUGAAAACAAGAUUUUCAAAAUAAUGAAAAGCCUUUUUCUUUUUUUAGUACUUCCUUUUUUUAAACUGGAUGUGGUAUACAGUGUGUAUCCUGUAUCAUUUUGUAUUGUGAAGAAUGUCACUCAUUUUCAAUAAACAAAGCAUUGAAUGCUUAAAUGCUGUGACUUUUUCCCCCCAAUAUGGAAGGAACACAGAUGUUCUUAUUCAACUUUGUUUUUUUCGUCUGUUUGUGGAUGGGUCUGAAGUACUCAUGCAAGGGAAAUGCAAUGAAAAAACAAUAAUUUGAUACACCUAAAGGUUGAUGCAACUAUUAGGCUUUUUCCUUACAGUAAUGUUUUUAACACUAUUACAGUGGUGCUUUAAAAUAGUUUUGACUAACAUGUUACCAGCCAUUUUGUGACCAAUUUUUUUUCUCAACUUGAAAUAAAUGAGAAAUUUUCUGUAUCGUCAUACAAAAGGAGGGGGGAAAAGCAAACGCUAAUCAAAACUUGUAAAUGUGGGGUGGCGUGGCUCAGUGGUAGAGUAAUUGUCCCCCAACCCAGAGGUUGCGGGUUCGAUUCUCCGCCCUGAUGAACACGUCUAAGUGUCCUUGAGCAAGACACUGAACCCGACGUUGCUCCUGGUGCUGCUUGACCAGUAGGUGGAUGGUGAGAUAGUGUAAAGCGCUUUGAGCGCCUUGAAAGGUGGAAAAGCGCUAUAUAAGUGUAACACCAUUUACCAACACCAAAUGUAUAUCGAGUAUGGCGAAUUGCUUUGGGUAUUUUACCAACACCAAAUGUAUAUCGAGUAUGGCGAAUUGCUUUGGGUAUUUUAUCUUCUUGAUAUCCAUAUUAAGGCCAUCCUAGUGGGACCAAAGUGGUGAGGAAAAUAAGUAUUUGAACAGCCUGCAAUUUUGCAUGUUCUACUUAGAAAUGAUCGGUCAGUUUCAAAUGUUCAUGGUGGGUGCCUGUCCACUGUGAGAGACAAUCUUAAAAAAAUAAUCCAGAAAUCACAGUCUACGAUUUUUUUAAAAAAACAUUUGCAUUAUACUGCUGCAAAUAAGUAUUUCAAUACACGAACAAAAAAUAAUGUCAAUAUUUGGUACAGUCAUAGACUUCAUAAUAUAUUGACGGCCGCGGGACCGAUUAAUAGGGGGCCUAUCUCCGUCAAAGCCGACCGAGUGGAAACACAAAGCUUUUUACAUUGAAAAUUAUCGUGAAUAAAUGCUUGAAUCCCUGAAUUCUUUAUAGAUAUGAACGUAAAACAGUUGAUUCUUAGUUAAAAGCAAAAAAAAAAAAAACGCGCAGUUAGCAUUUAUUUUACGUAUGUAUUGCGAAUUAUGACACCAAUGCCGUAGCGGUUAAUUUCUCCCAUUAUUUUUUCUCACGUUUCAAAAUGCAUGCAUGGUAUGAAAAGUAUAAUAUUUACCUUGAAUCCUCGAACAAAUCACUCCUAAGACAAUCCUUCCUGUUUGUAUGCGGUACAACUUUUGUACUUUUUCAACCUAAAUCCGGUGUUCGAUCGCUACAUGUGUGAGAAUAACCGUCACGGACUUCGCCCGACUAAAGCGGAGUGUGGGACAGCCCCCUACUCGAAGGCGUGGCACAGUGUCUGGACAAUGUGUCCCAUCAAUAUCAUGAUGACGUCUACAGUACAGUAGUCUUUGUUUACAAUAACAGAGGUCAAACGUUUUCUGUAACUUUUCACCAGGUUUCUCACACACUGCAGCAGGAAUUUUUCACUCUAGAUCAAUCAGGUUUCUAGACUGUAACUAAGAAACACAAAGUUUGAGCUUCCACCUAAGAUUUUCAAUUGGGUUUAGGUCUGGAGACUGGCAAGGCCCCUCCAGAGCCUUGAUAUGCUUUUUACGAAGCCACUUGGUUAUUCUGGCUGUCUGCUUAGGGCCAUUGUCAUAUUUGAAGACCCAGUCAUGACCCAUUUUCAAUGCUCUAACUGAGGGAAGGUUAUUCCCCAAAAUCUCACAAUACAUGGCCCUGAUCAUCCUCUUCUUAAUACACUGCAGUCGUCCAGCUCCAUGUGCAGAAAAACACCCCCAAAGCAUGAUGCUACCACCCCCAUGCUUCACAGUAGGGAUAGUGUUCUUGGGAAGGUACUCAUCAUUCUUCCUCCAAACACAAUGAGUGGAACCAAAAAGUUGAUCUCAUGCAACCACAUGACUUUCUCCCAUGACUUCUCUGGAUCAUCCAAAUGGUCAUUGGCAAACUUAAAACAGGCCUGGACAUGUGCUGGUUUAAGCAGGGGAAAUUUCCGUGCCUUGCUUGAUUUUAAACCAUAACGUAUUAGUGUAUUACCAACGGUACCCAUGGAAAUUGUGGUCCCAGCUCCUUUCAGGUCAUUGACCAGCUCCUCUGUGAAGUUCUUGGCUUAUUUUUCACCAUUCUUAGGAUCAUUGAGACCUUAAGAGGUAGAUCUUGCCUGGAGCCCCAGUCCAAGGGAGAUUGACAGUCAAGUUUAGCGUCUUCCAUUUUUCUUAUCAUUGCUCCAACGGUGGAUCUUAUACCACCAAGCUGCUUGGCAAUUGCACCGUAACUCUUUCCAGCCUUGUAGAUCAAACAGAUCAAAAAGUCAAAAGUCCAGCUCCACUCCACCUAUUUAGGAGAAAAAGUGGCUUGGAGGUGGACUUUUUAAAGGCGACUAACAACUUUAGCUAAUAGACAGAUGUUCAAAUACCUAUUUGCAGAAGUAUCGACACUGUGAUUUCAGGACUUUUUUUUUUUUUUAAAGAUUGUCCCUCACAGUGGAUAACCACCUACCUUGAAAAUUUCAAACCUAUCAUUUCUAAACUGGAGAACUUGAAAAAUCGCAGUGUUCAAAUACUUAUUUUCCUCACUGUAAGUAGACCUAUUGGGUGUACUAGAGUUCAGGACAAAUAGUAUACCAGUAAAUGGAGCUGGAUUGAAUUGGAUUCAAAGCAAUUAAUGCUCAGUUGUGCUACUCCAUUUGUGUCUUUUUAGUUAUAUUGUUAUUGAAGUUUCACUCCCAAUUAUUUUCAGUGGUGUAAACAGAAAUGGCGGGGACUUCAACUUGGCCUUGUAACAGAGGAGAAGACAAGUGGGCUUUUUAAAUAGUUGAAGCUACAUACAAUAUUAAAAAAUGGUGGGAGGUGUACCUUUGUUUUAAUACCCUGCACGUUUUACCUGAGAGGAAUGAUAUGCCAGCAAGUUUUCACCAGUCAACACGGCCUAGGGAGGAGGAGGUUAAAAAAAAAAAAAAAAAGACCCAAACCAUUUCAAGAAGCAAUGAAAAGGUUUUUUUUUUUAAGGUUGAAUUCUAUGAAUGAAAAAUGAAGAAAAUCACAACAAAAUGGUUACCACUUCAAAAAAAUUAAAAAUCUAUACACAUUGCAUGUUUUUUUGUUUUGUUUUUAAAGUGACGGAGCCAGUUAGAAUUCUAAACAGUAGUCGGAUUUUAGCAGCACUUUCUGUCUCUCUCUCUCUCUCUCUUAAUAAAUAUAGAAUAUAAAUCUCUGUUGGGCCACAUUUAGGCCAAACCUUGAAUAAUAAGGUUGGGUUGAUGGGAGUCACACUCUGAACAAGCACCCAGAGUGGUUUGGAGGACCUGCUGGUGGUGAUGAAGACGAAGAAGAAGAUGAUGCUCCACCGCAAUCCAGCAGUGAGACUGUACAACUCAUGAGAUUCUUUCCAAAUAACUAAGAAAAAUACAGUCCUAAAACAGCAUGCUUUGUCUUCGGUUCUUCCCGUUACCUGUCGAAAAAAAAAAAAGUAAUCAAAGGUAAUUUAAAGUCUAAGAAUCAAUAAAUCUAAGACUAUUUAAAACUAAAUACAAAAACAAGUUACUAUUAAUUAGAGUUUAAAGGCCGUUUCAGCCUAGUGCGAAGGGUCCAGCGGUGGCAGUCGUUAAGGACUGAGCGAAAAGUCUUGAAUGAAUUUUUGCCGAGGGGUGGGGCCCAAAUAGAGACUUGUUCUUUUCUCACGGCGCCACCACGCUGACGUCAACAACGCAUCCAAAAGCAAAGGGGCAGACAUACUUAUAUCUGUGCUAUCAGACCAUUUCGGUGGCCAGAUAUACGCAAAUCAUGGCCGACGAAACCUUGAAAAAUGUGCCUUUGUAAAGUUUCGUGAGCUCUGGGACACUCAAAAAAUGACUCUCAUACCUUUCCUUGCUAAGCUAAAUUGUACCUCGAUGUGUGUUUGUGUGGAAAUGUAGUUCACGGACCGCAAAAAGAACUAUUCACCUUCUCACUGAAACUAGUAAAACUCUUUACACUGCUAUUAUAAUGCCCCCUACUCCUUGAAAUAGAAAAAAAUGCUGUUGUCUUGUGUAACAAUGAGAAUAAACGCACUGGUGCUUGGGACUAGAGUAAAUAUGCUUGCUGUUUUUCACUUCUUGACAGCAUCUACAUCAGGCUACGUGAUGCCGUUUUGUGCUUGCUGUGGACCGCUCUUCACACUGGGCUGACACUAGUGUGAAAAGGCCUUAAGUACUACUAUACAUAAAAAACUGAACCUAUCUAAUUAAAAAUGAAAAAAAAAAAAAAAAUCCACACUAUACGAUCUAAAAUACUAAAACCUACUCUCUGAACUGUGAUCGGUUCAGUAUGGUUCUUUUAUUCCCACAUCAUGUAAACUAGAUACUUAGGUAGUAGGUAGGUUUUUGCCCCCACACCUCAAAAAAUGCAACAUGAAAUGGUCUCUUAUCACAGCACGUAAAUAUUUGCCGUUUGUAUGGGGAAUGUGUGCCCCCUUCUGGAUAAAUCUCCAAGAAUUUUCAGAGGUUUUCAACAUCAAGGAUUCUUGAACCAAUCAAGGAAGAGAUUUGAGCAUCACCUGACUCAGAGUACGAGGUGCUCCUGCAGCCGGGGUCUCUUUGCAGCUGGACCUCCUUCAACGUGAAUAUGGAGACGUCUGACAGAGAUGAAAUGGGUCAGAGUGAGCAAAUGUGUGUGCUUUUCAUGUUGUGAGGCUUCCUGCCAAGUCUGCUGAGCUUGGCUGCCAUCUUCUUACUCACUCUCUGGCAACGUGCGUAUGCGAGGCCCCAGGCUCCCGAAGUAUGGCUGCCUCGUGGCUUCGUCUGCAGACAGCCUCUUUUUCGACUCGUACUGUUAAACGCGAGUACAACAGAAAAAAUGAGGUCAAGCGGCAUUUAACGGCACAUGGGAUUGCGGCAAGAGCCUCACUUUGAGGAAGGACAUCAGCAGGUCGACGCCAUCCAUGUCCAGUCUGUGGAUAAGGGAGAAAAGAGAGAGCGUUGAGGAAAGACGAGGUGAGUCAUAGAUGCUGGCCAGCCGCAGGAAGGAAACACACUCAACUGUUCCACAGGAUUUCCUUACGGGAAGUGGCGCGCACUCACAUUCAUCCACAGUAAACACGAGUUAUAUGGCCUUGACCCUCACGUAGCCCUCUUUUACCUCUCCCGUUCUGCCUGAUUUACCUGACAGACCAAUUUGUUUCUUGAUCGACCCCAUUUUGCAGCUCUUGUAUACCACUCAGGUACAUUUAUUCAGGCAUCGUUUCUCUCACAUGCCCUUUAGUUUCUUCACUCUUCAGUUAUCGCCCUAAUUGUCGCUCAUGUCUCCAUUGUAACAUACCCAUCUUUGAGAUUUUGUUUUCCUCUCUUUUUACAAUUGAGGCUAAACCUUUUCAAUGUUUGGGGGCCUAAACAAGGUUGAUCAAAGUUAUUAUAACUGAAUUCAAGGGCGUAGGUUUUGUCUCAGUAUUGGUAGGGACAUUAGCUGCAUAUACACUUUUUGCUGGGAACGGGACAUUAAUAAAACCAAACAGAUUGGGUGAACGGUGGUCAGGGCUACAUUUCUCACCAAUAAGAACCUAAUUAAUUGAUAGGCUAAAUGAUUAAUGCAAAAUAAAUCUGUAUUGACUUGUACUAACUUUCAUACUGCAGAUUUUACAGUAUAAUGAUCUGAUCAUUUUUCUUAAAUCUAGUCGAAUAUUUUUUUUCCUCUUGAGUUUUAAAGGCUAGUUAACAGAUAAAUGCAUCAGAUUCUUUCAGGCUGAUGACAGAUUACUUUUAGUCAAUAUUACCAUUUGUUCUUAUUAGGCCCAUACAUUGAAAAGUGAAUCAUUUUUCAACUAAAGCAAGGAAAAGUU
Messenger RNA from Corythoichthys intestinalis (scribbled pipefish), 7940 nucleotides. RefSeq names its product ETS domain-containing protein Elk-3-like. Gene Ontology annotation, biological process: cell differentiation; regulation of transcription by RNA polymerase II. Lineage: Eukaryota; Metazoa; Chordata; Actinopteri; Syngnathiformes; Syngnathidae. The transcript is spliced from 5 exons. The coding region runs from base 362 to 1570 and encodes 402 amino acids. Gene Ontology annotation, molecular function: DNA-binding transcription factor activity, RNA polymerase II-specific; sequence-specific DNA binding. The record is from RefSeq and is a predicted model, not a curated record. Gene Ontology annotation, cellular component: nucleus.